AUGUCUACCACUACGAGAGGUCAAAAGCAACACAUGUCAGACCUAGAAGCAAUGAUGCAGCGUGCCUUCUUCACCUACUAUUUCGCCAUCUCAUUCAACUACUCAGUCACUCAGUUAGCCACUCAGCCAGAGCAUUCAGUUAAGCAGAAGGAGGAGCAAUGCGGAACGGAGAACACUGCGGAGAACACUGCGGAGAACACUGCGGAGAACACUGCGGGGAACACUGCGGAGAAACCAAGCGACAACAAGACCACCAUCAUCAAGAACAUGGCUCAGCUCUCCAAGAUCCCACGUCAUGUGCUCUCCACAAUCCCACGUCAAAUCGCCACACAGCCCGCGGAGAACGACACUACAAUUUGGCCUGCUGUCUCCACAUGCCUGGGCAAUAUCACAUUGUGGUACAUCACUGCAAUGACGACACAAGAGGAGGACCUACUACGACGGUCACAGCCAAAUCACUAUGGCUAUGGCAAUUGGACCUCUACAGGAGGACAUCGGACGAUGCAUAUUUGGACGAAUUGA
This is a messenger RNA of Letharia columbiana, 522 nucleotides long. RefSeq lists its product as uncharacterized. NCBI's taxonomy places the organism in Eukaryota, Fungi, Ascomycota, Lecanoromycetes, Lecanorales, Parmeliaceae. The record is from RefSeq and is a predicted model, not a curated record. The transcript is spliced from 2 exons. The coding region runs from base 1 to 522 and encodes 173 amino acids.